This is a messenger RNA of Entrophospora candida, 369 nucleotides long. The record is from the annotation of a GenBank genome assembly. Lineage: Eukaryota; Fungi; Glomeromycota; Glomeromycetes; Entrophosporales; Entrophosporaceae.
AAUAACGCUAAAAGUGCUUCAACAGCACCAAUCGACUAUGCUGGUGUACCUUCUGGUAAAAAUGACAAGUAUGACAAUUCAAGUCAUUUGAAAUAUGGUCAAACAGAAAAUCAAGAAAAAACUACUGGUUCACAUGAUAAAAAUUAUAAAAAACAUCCCGAAGAAAAAAUAGAGGGAGAAGACAAAAAUGUCUAUCGUUCUACAAUUGUAAGACGUUUAUCAGCAUCAGGAGAUUCAGCAGCUCAUCCACAUACAUUUUAUGAAGAGUUUUUGAGUGGAUUAACUGGAGAUGAUUUUAUUAAACAAGAGGAAAGACGAGAACAUGAACGAAAGAAAUUAGAGGAACAAAAAAGGAACAAUACUUUUUAA